This is a messenger RNA of Drosophila kikkawai, 2792 nucleotides long. The record is from RefSeq and is a predicted model, not a curated record. Lineage: Eukaryota; Metazoa; Arthropoda; Insecta; Diptera; Drosophilidae.
AUGAGCGAACGCGGUGGCAGCGCUGGACCGGUGACCGGUGGACGACAUGCUCGCGUUAGUCCAACGCCCGGACGUGGCAGCAAGAUUGCGUAUACGCCGUGUCCGCGCUCCGAGCCGCCACAGGAUCUGGCUCUCGCCGUGCCGCCACCGCCGCGCAACUGCCUGGCCAUACCGAUGUCCUCGCUGCAAACGGCCAACGGACCCGGAAGCAAAGAACGAUGUAGCGCCCUGUCAGGCAUACCCAGCACACCGAUCUCUAGCAACGCUCCCUCCCUGGCGCUGCCUGGGAACCUGCCCUACGAGCUGGAUAUGCCCCAGCCUCUAGUUGACCGCCGGCCAUCCGUCUCCCUGAUGCGAUGGAACAGCAAUGGCAGCAGCGGACCGGGUACGGAGGCCACCAACAGUGCCGGCAAUAGCCAGAUACGCCUGCAGCAGCAGCUAGAGCAGCAGCAGCAACUACAGCAACAGCUACAGCAUCAUUACAUGGCAACAGCAACUGCAGCAGCAGCAGCAACAACAGCAACGAGACUGGGGUACGCUGAUGCAACGGUGGCCACGGCAACAACCACAUUGCUAGCGGCCGCGGCUGCAGCCACGCGGCAAGUGAACUUUGGUGGCGGCGCCAACUCGGGAGUCACACGGGCGGAGCCCAUCUCGCUGGCCACCUUGGAUCGCGAUUGCUUCAUCAUUCCCGUGCAUAGUGUGGAUCGAUUCCUGCCAGCUGGCAUACCGCUGCCCGCUUUGAAUGCCGAGGGCAAGGCCAUGAGCCCUCUGAGCGUGCUGGAAGUUUCCGAUCCCAAGCUCUGCAUUCUGGUGCAUUUGAUGAGUCCUUUGGAGGCCAUUGAUCCGGUAAUGGAGUCGCCACUCUCCCAUCCGCUGCUCAAGCAGCGCUCCAUAGCCGCCGAACUGCUGACAGAAGUGCAACAGGCCAACACAGCUGUGGGCGGGAUGCUGUUGGCCAACAUGGAAAAGAGUUCCGAGUUCCCCUUCAUCUCGUAUUACCUGAUCAACACCCUACAAACGGAUCCUUCCAACUUCUAUGCCGGCCUGCGCGUCUCCUCGCUGUCCAAGUUCGAGCCAAAGGCCCUCAAAUACACUGCCGCCCACACCUUGGACCUAUACAGCGAGGUGGCUGCCAUUUGCCGGCCGCCUUUGGUGCUGCCCUCCAAUGAGGCCGGCAGCUUCAAGAAGACGCAGACCGCGGCCACUGGCUACAUUAUUAGUGUGUUCAAGGUUUUCGAGGGCGACGAUGGCGAACGAUUCGAAAAGAAUUGGCUCUACUGGACAGGCGCCCGGAUGCUGUACAGGUACUUGCCACGUGCCGCGGGCCUGAGGCGCAUCGCCCUGCACAAGAGCACCUCGCAGAAGGGCGACAAGAUGUACCUGCUGGUGUGCGAGUGUGCCGACCUGCUCAAGGACAUCUCGCUGGCCGCCUUCCUGAUCCCGGCGCUGCGGGCCCGACUCUGCGGCUAUACGGGACUCUAUCGACCAAUACAGGCCUUCUAGUCGCGCGACUUUCUACUCGUAUCUACUCCUGUACAUAGCCAAGGCUACAACUAAAGCGAAACCAACACUGCAAAGAAACUGCACCUGUUACACGUGAUUUUCUGAUUCGAUAUAUAUAUAUAUUUACUAGGCCUAGGCAGACUUUUAAACUCUCUAUCAGCAGCUCAGAGGAUGAAGGCUUAAGGGGGGGCAUCCUUGACUAGGAGACAUCUAAGAUAAGUAGUAGACAAUAUACUCAAGGUAAAUCCAUAUCGUGUGCUAGAUUUUUCUAUAAAUCAUAUAGAGGCAAGCCCAAUAAAUAGGACCAUAUCUAGUGUGAGUUGGUAGUGAAGAGGAACUUCCAUUUUAGCCACAGCCAAUAGAUAUUCGGUGGGAACUAUAUAGUAUAUAUAUAUAUGCCCAUCAUAGAUAUAAUCCCAGCAGUUAAUCACAAAUAUAAACGCUGAAUUUUGCGCUGAAAUGUAGGCUAUGAAAUCUGCAAACCAAAGUCAAUUCUUAGCAUAAAAAAUAGAAAGAAAAACGAGUUUGUUAGGGGGACAAGUGUAAAAUUGAAUGGGUUUCAUCGAUGGGAUGGGGGAUCUAGCUAACUUUGCCCAAAUCUAACAGAAAUCUGCCAAAGACAUAAGCAAAACUAAUCUUAACUAAUGAGUAAAUCAAACAAUUAUUUAAAAUUUCAAUUUUUUUAAUCUAAGCGUACGCCCAAUAGGAAAUUUUCAAUACAAAAUUUAACAAUUUAAUGCUUGGCCAUAGCUUGCCACACAAAAACACUCUAGAAAAUAUACCCUAUAUAAUAGCAUAUACAUAUAUGUAUACUUGUAACAAUUGUAAAUAGUUCGGUGAACUUUUAAGGCACUUACUUCACACGCAAACACACAAUAGUGUAUUUGAGGAACAUAUAUAAUUUUGCACAAUACCAACAGAAUCAAAAAGUGCUGUGAUAAUUAAACUAAAGCAGAGCAGAGCCACAAAAAAAAAAAACGCAUACAUAAAUCAAAAGGAUAUGUAAGGACUAACACAAGCCACAAUAGAACUUCAUUUCAUCCGGUCAAAGACAAUAUCAUUUUUAGCUGCCAUGGAAAAUUCAAAAGUCUCUGGCUUAUUCUUUCCCAAAUUAAUACGAUUAUUUAGAUAUUUAGACCUUAAUAAAAGCAACAACUUGCAAAGCUUAUGCUAAGCCUAAAGCCUAAGGAAAUAAUUAUAAUAAUUACCGAAUGUUUGAAAUUUUUUGUCACAACUUAAGCUACAAGCUGGAAGCCAAUAACAAUAAAGCGUAAAAUUAAAAUAAA